AUGAACGAACAAGUUCAAUUUACUAAUCCCUAUUGGGAACUCGAAGCACGUUUGUUGGGUGACCUGGGGAUCGAGGCGAUCAUGGCAACUGUGGACUCUUUAUCCGUGGAGGAUAUGAGGACGCUGAUGAAUGAAUUUGAAAAGAACUUCUCUUUUGAUGGGUUCAAGACGAAAGACCUCAUUAGAGCUCUAGAAUUAGAAGCUGUAGCUAAUAUGACUGAAUUUGUUAAGGACAUGACCAUCGUCGUCUUCGUAUUUCUCGACUGGAGCAACGACAUGGAGAAAAUCAUUUCAAAGUCAAGGCCAGCCGCACGUCAAUAUCUAAAUGGUCCGAAAAAUGGCCUUUCUCUUGUAAAAGGUCCAAAGACGGUUCCAGGAUACAACGGCGACAGGCGUUACGAUGUUAAUGGAUUCGGACUUUCACUGUCGCAUGGAAUCCUCUUUUGUGCAGAUUCAGAAGGUCAUGCUGUAACAUUCGAUUUCCAGGUUGAUCCACAUCUCAUGAGAGGUGAUAACGGCAUCGUUGGUCCAUCUACAAUGUAA
Messenger RNA from Angiostrongylus costaricensis, 543 nucleotides. NCBI's taxonomy places the organism in Eukaryota, Metazoa, Nematoda, Chromadorea, Rhabditida, Metastrongylidae. The record is from the annotation of a GenBank genome assembly.